Messenger RNA from Rubroshorea leprosula, 1418 nucleotides. Lineage: Eukaryota; Viridiplantae; Streptophyta; Magnoliopsida; Malvales; Dipterocarpaceae. The record is from the annotation of a GenBank genome assembly.
AUUAACACCUGCAAUGGAUUCUAUUGUGACCAGUUCACCCCAAAUUCUAAGACCAAACCUAAAAUGUGGACUGAGAAUUGUAGUGGAUGGUUUCUUUCCUUUGGUGGUGCUGCUCCCUAUAGACCUGUUGAAGACCUUGCAUUUGCUGUUGCACGGUUUUACCAACGAGGUGGAACUUUCCAAAACUAUUAUAUGUAUCAUGGUGGAACAAAUUUUGGCCGGACCACUGGUGGACCCUUCAUUGCUACUAGUUAUGAUUAUAAUGCUCCAAUUGAUGAGUAUGGGAUUCCCAGACAACCUAAGUGGGGCCACCUAAAAGAUGUCCACAAGGCAAUAAAACUUUGCGAAAAAGCAUUAGUAGCAACUGACCCGACAUAUACUUCUCUGGGCCCAAACUUGGAGGCUACUGUCUAUAAAACUGGAUCAGGAUUAUGUGCUGCUUUUCUUGCUAAUGUGGGCACAUCAGAAGUAACUGUCAAUUUUAGUGGCAAUUCAUAUCUCUUGCCUGCAUGGUCUGUGAGCAUUUUACCAGACUGCAAGAAUGUAGUUCUUAAUACGGCAAAGAUAAAUUCCAUGACCAUGAUUCCCAGCUUCUUGCACCAAGCUUUGAAUGUGGAUGCUGAUUCUACUGAGGCAAUUGGCUCAGGUUGGAGUUGGAUAAAUGAACCUGUGGGAGCAAAUGAUGGAGAAAGAAUCUAGCCACUCAUAAAUAAAGCUGGAGAAGGAAUUUACUUGAUCAUUUUUAGGAUCUUUGAGCUUUGUGAGUGGAGCAUUUCAGCUCAAAUUUUUUAUUGAAGCUCGCCCAUGUUGGGUUUCAACUCAUAAUUCUUCAUAGGAGUUUACCCAUGUAGGGUCUCAGCUUGUUCUAUGAGGUUGCAAUUCUUUGCUGGACCUAUCAGGUCAAAGUAUUCAGGAUUAUCUGGAGCUAACCCAUUUAGGAUUUCAGCUUGUAAUUCUGUGAGAGCCUACCCAUGUAGGGUCUUAGUUGUAAUUCUUUGUGGGAGCCCACUCAUGUAAGGUCUCAGCUCGUAAUUCUUUAUCUAAGCUUUCUCAGCUCGUCGUUCUUCAUUGGAUGUUGUUAGCUCGUCAUUCUUUUUGGGGCUCUGCAAGCUCGUAAAUCUUUGUUUGCACUAUGCCAACUCGUAACUCUUUGUUGGAGGUGUGUGAGCUCGUAAUUCUUUAUUAGAGCUCUAUCAACUUGUCAUUCUUUAUUGGAGCUUUAUGAGCUCGUCAUUCUUCAUCGGAGCUCUAUGAGCUCGUCAUUCUUCAUUAGAGCUUGUGAGCUCGUCAUUCUUUGUGUGGAGCUUUGUGAGCUCAUCAUUCUUUGUGUGGAGCUUUGUGAGCUCAUCAUUCUUCAUUGGAGUUUUGUGAGCUCGUCAUUCUUCAUUGGAGUUCUGUGAGCUCGUCAUUCUUUGUUG